Messenger RNA from Drosophila ficusphila, 552 nucleotides. RefSeq lists its product as uncharacterized. Lineage: Eukaryota; Metazoa; Arthropoda; Insecta; Diptera; Drosophilidae. The record is from RefSeq and is a predicted model, not a curated record. The coding region runs from base 1 to 552 and encodes 183 amino acids. The transcript has 2 exons.
AUGGGUCGAUGGAUCUUACAGCUGACUAGGCUGGAAACACAGUUGUGUCUGGCCAUAGUACUCUCCUCCGUCAAAGCGGAUCGCAGCGUCAAGUUCCUUGCCGGCGAGAGUCGCUUCAAUCGGGACUACUUCGAUAACUUCUCCUUCACCAUCCGCAACGACAGGGUGUUCUUGGACAUGCAGUUGCGGAAGCCCCUUCUUAGAGGCUGGAAGGCCAGGCUGGACUUCCGCACACGCGUGGGCAACUCGAAGAGCUUCCAGAGCCUCUUCUCCACCAGCGUCGACGUGUGCAACAUCGUGAACGCGGCCAAGAUCACGCUCUUCAAGAAGUGGUACAAGAACUUGCUCAAGUACGGCAACUUCCUGCGCCAGUGUCCCCUGAACGCGAGCCACUACUACCUGAAGGGCUGGCAGUUCGGGGAGGGCCUGGUGCCGCCGUUCAUCACCAGCGGGUCCUACCGCUUGGAAACCUACAACUUUUUCGGCAGGUACAAGGCCAAAGACGAGGUCUUCAUAAUGAGCUGCACGGCCGAUGCUGUCGUAAAUAUCUGA